AUGAAAGAAGUCCCUACUCAAACUUCUCGUCCUAGACGACCAUCCGGUGCCAUUUUGCGGAAGACCCGAUCGCGCGAUAACGACAACGCAUUGGAUCCCCACGAAGCGCUCGAGCUCCAGCAGCUCCAAACACACGAGGACAACGAGCUGGACUACUCAACGCCAUCUGCUUCCUCGGGCGAUGAAUAUCGCGUUGUGACGCGUCGCACCACAUCACGCGCUCUUGCAUCACGUGCCGAUACGCAGCAACGCCGGCAAGCCCGAAAGGGGAUCUGGGGCAAGCUCACUCGGAUUUGGACGCAUAAUGUUACUUUGACAGUGCCACAUAAGAGUAGUCGGGAUUACUUCGCUCUGGAGAGAACAUUCCUUGCCUAUAUACGGACCUCUCUCGUCGUUGCCCAGCAAGGUGUGCUUAUCGCACAGCUGUUUCGUCUGCAGGCGGCGGAGGCGUUGGCAGAUCGCCUUGGAUUUCAUCGAGUCGGUACACCCCUCUCGGUCGCGUGUCACUGUGUGGCUAUUAUCGUGGCUUUGGUUGGGGCCUAUCGAUUCUGGAGGCAGCAGAAUGCUAUUUCUAGGGGAAGGAUAUAUGCCGGGGGCUGGGAGUUGAAUUCUGUGGGGAUAUUACUAGGUUGUAUCACUCUAACGGUGUUGAUUGUAUCUGUUGCUAUUAUCGUUGAGAUUGAUAUAGACCCAUCUGUAUUUGUUCGCCGAAUAGUAGGUGGUCCACCUGUUGCGCCCGAUGGAGCAAAAAGCUGGGCACCCAAAUGGGGCCAAAUCCGUCUAACCCUCUAA
Penicillium hordei is the source of this 792-nucleotide messenger RNA. Its product is annotated as DUF202 domain-containing protein. NCBI's taxonomy places the organism in Eukaryota, Fungi, Ascomycota, Eurotiomycetes, Eurotiales, Aspergillaceae. The record is from RefSeq and is a predicted model, not a curated record. The transcript is spliced from 4 exons. The coding region runs from base 1 to 792 and encodes 263 amino acids.